Cyanidioschyzon merolae strain 10D is the source of this 1659-nucleotide messenger RNA. RefSeq names its product similar to RNA helicase. The transcript has a single exon. Bases 1 to 1659 code for a protein of 552 amino acids. Gene Ontology annotation, molecular function: nucleic acid binding; ATP binding. Lineage: Eukaryota; Rhodophyta; Bangiophyceae; Cyanidiales; Cyanidiaceae. The record is from RefSeq and is a predicted model, not a curated record. Gene Ontology annotation, cellular component: nucleolus.
AUGGGUUGUUCCCGGACCCGCACGUUCCCACAGCUGGGGCUCGACGCGCGUGUGGUGGAAGCCGUUCUACGCAAACUGCGCUGGCGUACACCAGCACCCGUACAGGAAGCCGUGAUUCCCGCCGUGCUUUCCGGGAAAGACGUUCUAGUGAAUGCUCCCACUGGAUCGGGUAAAACUGGGGCCUAUGCACUGCCAUUGGUUCACCUACUGUUGCAGAUCUACGACGAGGAGAACGCGAGAGGCGCCUGGUGCGAAAGCACUCGCGCGAUCGUGCUGGUGCCCAGCCAAGAUCUGGCGCUGCAACUUGGUCGAACUUUUGUGUCACUAACGGAAAACCUGCCGCUGCACUGCUGUGUGGUAACCGGAGCCUUCAGCAACAAGGCCCUAAUCGAUACCUGGACGGAUGCGAGUGUCUGCGUAGGAACGCCAGCUGGACUUGCGCAAUCCCUAACCACAGAGCGGGCAAGGAAUGUCGUGCUGCUGGUAAUCGAUGAAGCUGACCUCGUCUUGUCGUUUGCGUCGAGCGCCACUCAAGUCCACGACGUUGUAAGAAAAAUACCGACAAAUGCUCAAGGUGUGUUGCUAAGCGCCACACUGGACGAGGAGGUAGAAGCGCUGCGUGCUUUGGCACUGCAUCAACCAGAAGCCUGUCGCAUAGAGGCCAGCUGGGAUGCAGACCCCUCUGGCAACAAAAGCAAUGUACAGUACUGGGUCAGUCGAUUAUCUGGUCUGGAUGAACGCUUCGCAUGGCUCUACGUGGUUCUUCGAUUACGCAUUCUGCGGGAUCGCAUUCUCGUGUUCGUAGACAGCGUGCUUGAGGCCUAUCGCGUGAAGCUCUUUCUGGAUCGCUUUGGGAUCCGAUGCGCGGUGCUGAAUGCAGACUUGCCGGUCACGUCGCGCCAGCAUUGCCUUCAGCAGUUCGACGCUGGUAUAUUCGACAUUCUCGUAACAUCGGAUGAAGCGACAACGUUGAAAUCGACUGGCUACUCAGCGUCGCGUGGUCUUGAUUUUCGAUCGGUGGAUGUGGUGAUCCACUUUACCGCGCCCAAGAAUAUCGAAGUUUUCUUGCAUCGCUCUGGACGAACCGGAAGAGCGGGCCGUGCGGGCAAAGUGGUCACGCUCGUAACCAACGACGAUGAAUCUCAGCGAAUAGAACGAUUUUUUACGGAGCAUGCCCGGUUGUCGAUGCAAGGGCAGCCCCGCCUUUUGGCAGUUCGAAAGGAAACGAUGGAAACAUUUCGUUACCGAGUCGAAGAUGCACUCUGUGCCUGCACAGACCUGGCUGUACGGGAAGCACGCGUCCAGGCUCUUCGCGAUGAGAUGCUUCGCUCGCGGGCUUUCCGGGAUGCUCUGCUGGCUGCCCGCCAAGGCGAUCGGGUGGAUUUGGAAGUGCUCAGCCAUGAUCGUCCGCUGGUGCGGAAGCGGCUGGCGGCACAUCUGGGGCACAUUCCCGAUUAUAUGCUGAAAGAUGAUGGAUUAUGGCAGGUGCUGGCUCCCGAAAUGGCGAAUGCUCAGUCCGCGACGGAUGACCUGAGACCAGCAGGUCCAGAAGAGUUGAAUAAGCCAGUCGAAAAGCGUCCCAAGCGGAAGCGUAUCGCCAGGAAUUUCCGCAGUGGACCGCGGAAGCGCGCGGAACCCCUAAAGAGACUGCGUCUGUGA